This is a messenger RNA of Orbicella faveolata, 812 nucleotides long. RefSeq lists its product as uncharacterized. Lineage: Eukaryota; Metazoa; Cnidaria; Anthozoa; Scleractinia; Merulinidae. The record is from RefSeq and is a predicted model, not a curated record.
AAUUACAUGCAAUCUGGAACGCUUUGGGUCUACGGUGAUUCAGUGGGUCGCCUACUGUACAGAUCUGUCAAGACUCGUCCCUUAUGUCAAUUACUGUAUAAAACGUGCAACACGAGCUACGUGUGGGUCUACCGCAAGGACAACGAAGACCUAUACAUUAACCUGGAAAGAAAUCUUGAUUUUAGACCUGAAAAAGUCAUCGAAACCGUCAUUGAUGUUCUUCGCACGCCGGAAAUGCAGCAAGAGGAAAGCACUUUGCUUUUAAACCUGGUUCUGCAUUUUGUAAGAAGCGUCAAUUUUACCACUUAUCAGAAGCUUAUUGAUGACUUAAUACUGGUUUUGAAGGCCAAAGGACUCCCACAAGGUGAGAGAAUUUUGGAGUAUCCGGCUAAAAUCAUCUGGAAGUCAUCCACCGCCAUUUGCAUGGAAAAGUACGCGACCCGUAGAUUAACCCAUCUUCGAUUCUUCACUAGCCAGCGAGUUGCCCUCUUCAGCGCCUACUCCAUGUCAGCCAUGUGCAAAGCAGGAUUUGACGUCAUAGACGUGUAUCCACUGAGCGAUUCGUAUCCCCAUAAAUGCACAGACCAUGUUCAUUACGACAAUGCCGUUUUUGACAUGAUGGAGACAAUGCUUGAGCAGUACAAAGUACACUACAACAAGAAGCUCGACGAAAAUGAAAAACAUGGUAAAAUAAAACAAUGCAUAAAUACAGAAAACCUCUGACAGCCCAGGUAGAACAGUUGGAAGGCACGUUUGUAAAUAUUAACAGGAGACCGUUUUAGUGAAGUAUAAGUCCACGUUACUGAAUAAAA